AUGGACGCCCCGCAACUCCUCCGGCUGCCGGUUGGGCCGCGGGCGCAGCCGCCUUCGAGGAGCCCCUCACCUGCGGCAGACGUACCCGCCAUGAGCUUCGCCGAGGUGCAUGCCCUGCUCGCGGAAUGCCACGACGCGGAGAUAGCAGCACUGAAGAGGCAGGUGUCUACGGGAACGCCGAGCCAGACCCAAGUCUCCGUCAUGCAGUUGACCCUUUCCAAGGAUCGGGAGCGGGGCUCGACGCAGAUGGCCUGGAACCCGCGUGAGGAGGAUGCGAAGCUGGCGCGGGCCAAUGGGCACAAGCUGCAGCAGCUGCUUCAGCCUGCCACCUCUGGCCCGGAGAGCGCCUUCCUCGACAUUUCCUGCAUCUUCGCCGAGACCAGCGAGGGCGACAUCAACUUCGAACCACGGCGCUGCUGGACCACUGACGGAUCCCUGACACCCAGUGUGGUUCGUCGGCGGAGCAUCUCUUCGUGGGCUCCACUGGCCAGGGGCGACAACCCGCAAGGUCGCUGGCAGACGCUAGCGCCCAUGGGCCGCUUCCGGCUCGUUUGGGAUGUCUGCAGCAUCCUCUGCCUCACCCUCGACGUGAUCCUGCUGCCACUGCACGCCUUCUCGCAGUGGAGGGCCGGUGCUACUCUGGCCGUGUUCGAGCUGCUGCUGCACCUCUUCUGGUGCGCGGAUAUCGUCGUGACCUUGCGCACCGGGUUCUUUUCGGGUGGGACCUUGGUGAUGAACCAGAGGUCGAUCGCGAAGAACUAUGCCCGGGGCUGGAUGUCCUUCGACCUCCUCUACGCCGUCCUGGGCCUGGCCUGGGUGGUCCUACAGCUGUCCAACGAGUCCAAUGACGUACAGGCUGGGGCCCAGAGCUUCAUGACCGGCCUAGGCUGCAUGCAACUCUUCCUGCGACUUGUUCGCCUCAUGCGGCUUACGAAGAUGGCCGAGUCCAGCAAGACGCGGCUAACCUCGGACAUUCUCAUCGCCAGCGCGAGCAUCCUCCAGCUCUCGGCCCAGAUCGUCCUCAAUCACCACGCCAUCGCCUGCAUCUGGUACUACAUUGGCACGGUGGCGGGCAGUACGGGCUGGGUGGCCAUCAACAAUCUGGACAGCCAGCCGAUGCUCUACCGCUACGCCACGUCCCUGAACUACCUCUUCUGCCAGCUGGGCUUCGGUGGCACCGGUAUCGAGCCGGGAACGACGUUAGAGCGGUUCUUCGGCCUUUUCACCGCAGUUCAAGCGCUGGCCAUUUUCUCGACCCUUGUCGCCUCUCUAACCUCCCACGCGGCCUUCCUCAACAAGUCCGGCGAGGAGCGGCGGAACGAGUUCCGGCUGCUUCGCCAGUUCCUGGCGCACAGCCAGGUCGAAGAAGAGCUGGCCCUGAGGAUCCAGCGUUUCCUUGAGCACGCCCACGCCCUGACCAAGGAAGUCGUGGAUGAGAUUCAAGUUCCUCUCCUAAGGCUUCUGUCCAAGCCGCUGUGGCGAGAGCUCCGCUACGCAAUGUACAAGCACUGCCUGGGUGAGAUUGGCUUCGUCCGCUCCCUAUCCCGGUGCAGCGUCAGCGACGACCUGAGCACCGACGCCACGCGGCAGCUCUCGCAGGCUCUGUCACAGCUCUCACUCCCGCCAUGGCUAUCUGCCCUCGCAUUCGCGGUUCCCUCGCGCAGCAGCGGGACGUGUUGCUUCAUCUGCUGCUGGCCCGAUCUAUCCUGGAUCUCACCUUCCAUUGUUGGGCACCUUUGCCACACCGGUGCGCCGGAUUGCCCGUGA
Symbiodinium natans is the source of this 1767-nucleotide messenger RNA. NCBI's taxonomy places the organism in Eukaryota, Dinophyceae, Suessiales, Symbiodiniaceae. The record is from the annotation of a GenBank genome assembly.